GUCUUCCAAUCAGCCUGCAAUUAUCCCAGCUUAAUUCCUGUACCGAUGCUUCAACCCAGUUCGCCUUUCCUGUCCCCAGUUCCUAUUAGCCAUUGUGAUAUAUCCAGCUCAGCUGAUUCGGCCUGCCUCUCUUCGAAUCCCUCUGCUCGGAUGGUUGUUGGUUGCAAUCGAUUAUCGGGUGAUGCAUCUUCUGUAAAUUCAGUUAAUGGAACGACACAUACUACUUCGUCAACUACGAAUCCAACUUUGAGCUCUAUGACUCCCUCAAGUUUAACUCUUGUGAGUUUAGUGAAUAAAUAUGUAGGAAAGACUAGCCAGCCAGGUGUAGAUAGUAAGGAUAAUGGAGACAAUAUUCCAACUGGUAAUAGUCGAAAAACGUCACUAAAUGCUACUAAUUCCGCAAUCAAGAAUUCCACCGUAAGCUUUCCAUUGCCUGAAAUCGCAUCUGUUGUCAGUCUGACGGAUGCUCUGGCUUCUUAG
Messenger RNA from Protopolystoma xenopodis, 480 nucleotides. NCBI's taxonomy places the organism in Eukaryota, Metazoa, Platyhelminthes, Monogenea, Polystomatidea, Polystomatidae. The record is from the annotation of a GenBank genome assembly.